Bicyclus anynana (squinting bush brown) is the source of this 1422-nucleotide messenger RNA. RefSeq names its product PIN2/TERF1-interacting telomerase inhibitor 1. Lineage: Eukaryota; Metazoa; Arthropoda; Insecta; Lepidoptera; Nymphalidae. Gene Ontology annotation, molecular function: nucleic acid binding; telomerase inhibitor activity. Gene Ontology annotation, cellular component: nucleolus. Bases 116 to 1396 code for a protein of 426 amino acids. The record is from RefSeq and is a predicted model, not a curated record. The transcript is spliced from 2 exons. Gene Ontology annotation, biological process: regulation of ribosome biogenesis.
UACUUGACGACUGACGUUGACACUUGUCAAUUUCUUAUUAUGUCAAAAUGAACACGGCGAACACGUUGUGGUGAAUAAAAUAUUAAAGAUUUUUCAAGUAUUUAACGAUUUUAAAAUGUCUAUGUUAGCUGAACCUCGUCGCAAACAAAAAGUGAUAAAUUUACGUGCUAAGAACAAUGCGUGGAGCAACGACAGCAACAAGUUCGGACAAAGAAUGCUGGAAAAAAUGGGCUGGAGUUCGGGCAAGGGAUUGGGCGCAAAAGAAAACGGAAUUGUGGAGCACGUAGUGGCUAGAUACAAAAACGAUGAGAAAGGAUUGGGGUUUGAGGACAGGAACGACCAGUGGACGAAAAACGAGGACGACUUUAAUACAUUGCUGGCUAACCUUUCUAAUGGAAAUACUAAUAAUGAAACUUUACAUAGCGGGAUCUCAUUGGAAAAGAAGUCAAAAAAAAGCAAGGCCCGCAUACACUACCAUAAGUUCACAAGAGGCAAGGAUCUAUCCCGUUACAGUGAGAAGGACUUAGCUAACAUAUUUGGUAAAAAGAGUUUCAAAGAAUCAGUAACUGAUGAGUGUAUUAAAGAAGAUACAGUCAAAACUACAGAGCAGAUUUUCACAGAGAAAGGAAAUAUGGAUGAUUACUUUAAAUCUAAAAUGGCUGCUUUUAAAUCAAAAUCAAACUUAUGUAACAACACAACAGAAAAUGAAGAGUCAGAUUAUGCAUUUCAAGGAUUUUCAAACUCUGAUAACCAAGAAUCUGAAAGUAAUCAAAAUGGGUGUAACUUAUUUUCUUUUUAUAGUUCACAGAAUGAGAAUUUAAGCCAAAAUGUUGAACUGAGUUAUCCCGAUAUUGAAAGUAAAAAUAAAAAGAAGAAAAAAUCUAAGCAAAAGGAUAUUUCCAGUGAUAUUGUAUUGAAACAGGAUGUUAUACCAGAAGGCACCGAGGUAACAGAAAACAAAUUGAAAAAGUCUAAAAAGAAAAAUCGUCAAAAUGUUACUGAUGAUAUUCAGCCAUUAGGUAAGGUAGAAGAGAGUACACAAGAAUUACCUCAAGAGAUUGCUACAGACAUAGAGAGAACUAAAGUAAAAAAAUCUAAAAAGAAAAAUGGUUAUGUUAUUGAUGAUAUUCACCCAUUAGAUAAGGUACAAAAGAGUAAUUCUACUGAAGGUUCACAAGAAUUACUCCAAGAGAUUGUUACAGACAUAGAACAAACUAAAGUAAAAAAAUCUAAAAAGAAAAAGCAAAAGGAAUAUGUAGAAAAUAAAAUUGAGCCAUGUGGAGAAACUAGAAAAUUGAAGAAGAAUAUAAAUCAUGUUGAAGAUGAUGAUGAGGGUAUAUCUAUCGAAGAUAUCUUUCCAAGCAAAAAAAAGAAAAGAAAGAAUAAAGAUUUAUGAUAAUAAAGUUAGAUAACAUAUAUUUA